Messenger RNA from Cucumis melo (muskmelon), 1146 nucleotides. RefSeq lists its product as uncharacterized. The record is from RefSeq and is a predicted model, not a curated record. The coding region runs from base 1 to 1146 and encodes 381 amino acids. The transcript has 4 exons. NCBI's taxonomy places the organism in Eukaryota, Viridiplantae, Streptophyta, Magnoliopsida, Cucurbitales, Cucurbitaceae.
AUGGUGGAUACCCGUAAGGGGUCUUAUGUGCCUAAGCAGUCUGAAGAUGCAGCUGAUGCCAUCACUUCUUUGCCUUCUCCAGGAGAGGCCACCAGUAGGUUGCAGGAGUCUUUACGUUCUGAGGUUGUGCCUGAAGUCAGGGAGUCUGCUGGUCCUGUUUCUUCUACUGUGCAUGCACAUCGAGCUUCUGAGGCCACUGUAUCGGAUAUAGAUUUAGAUGAUCAGGAUAAUGUUUCGUUAAUCCGUUUAUUAAAGAAACCCUCAGAGCCAGUUACAGUCGAGAGGCUCCCUUUUGAUCCCCAGGCUAGGAGAAAUGUUACCAUAAAAACUGGUAAAAAGAAAAUCCCUGCAAAUGUUCCAUCUGUUCCCAUUGAUGAAAUUUCUUUUCAUCACGAGGAAAGCGUUCAAUGUUGGAAGUUUGUGAUGCAGAGGAGAAUUAUCGAUGAGUUAAUUAGAGAAUUUAUUGUCAAUCUACCUGAUGAGUUUAAUGAUCUGAGUAGUGCUAACUAUCAGACGGUGCAUAUUAGAGUGUUCAAAUUUGUGAUUUCACCUGCUAUGAUAAAUGGUUUUCUUGGAAAUCCUGUUGAUAUUGACUGCUCUCCAUCAUGUCCUACUACUGAGGUUCUAGCUACUGUUUUAUCUGAAGGGACCUUGUCCACAUGGCCUGUGAAUGGAAUCCCUGCAGCUGCUCUCAGGAUCAAGUAUGCCAUUCUGCACAAGAUUGGCAUUGCCAAUUGGUUCCCUUCGUCACAUGCCUCAAGCAUAUCUGCUGCCUUAGGUACAUUCAUGUAUCAAAUUUUCAAUGAUGAUAAAGUAGAUACGGGUGCCUUUAUUUACAAUCAACUAUUGAGGCAUGUUGGGUCGUUUUGGGUCAAGGUUCCCAUUGCUUUUCUGAGGUUGUUCUCCAGUCAUGGAGCGGUGCUUACUGUAUUUGAUGCUUCUAGACCUGAACCUAAGACAAUUGCACUUAGCUACAGACUCUUUCAAGGCAGUCAUGUGCCUGAUAUUGACCAUGAUGUGCAUCCAACUCAGGGCCGACGUAUUUUUGACACUACUGACUGGGAUGACUCUACUAAAGGCUUCUAUGUGGAUCGUGAGUUAGCUAUCCGCAUUAUUAAUUCCUUGAUUGUGAAUCUCGUGCACUGA